Molecule: messenger RNA, 2495 nt
Organism: Leptopilina boulardi
Lineage: Eukaryota; Metazoa; Arthropoda; Insecta; Hymenoptera; Figitidae
Gene: Nsun2
Product: tRNA (cytosine(34)-C(5))-methyltransferase
Exons: 11
Coding region: 109-2376 (755 amino acids)
Biological process (GO): tRNA methylation
Cellular component (GO): nucleus; cytoplasm
Molecular function (GO): tRNA binding; tRNA (cytidine-N5)-methyltransferase activity
Source: RefSeq, a predicted model, not a curated record
UUUGGGAGAGGAAUUAGAAUUGUCAAACACAAUUUUCAAACAAGUUUCGUAAUUUAUUUAAUUCAAACACGUGUUGGAAUUAACGUAAUAAUUGUGAAAAAAUAAAUCAUGGGAAAAGGUCGUAAAAAUAAGCCAAAAAAGAAUUUCGCCGAGAAACGACGUGAAAAGAAAAAGAAUAAAACUGAUUGGGAUAAAACUCCACAACGAUGUUACGCCGAUAUAAUUCGUGAAAAUAAGGAUUUUGAAAAUUAUUAUAAAAUGCAAAAUAUUGUUCCCGAAGAAGAAUGGGAUUCAUUUAUGAAAAUGAUGAGGGAAAAUCUUCCAGUUGCCUUUCGUAUAACAGGCUCAAAAUCAGAGGCAAAAGCCCUAUUGGAAAUAAUUAAAGGUGAUUUCUUUAAGGAAAUAUUAAAUUUAAAAUUGGACGAUCAAGAAGAAGAACAUGAUGAAAUUGAUAAAGUGGAAAAAAUGAAACCUCAUUGCCUUCCCUUUUAUCCUGAGGGUUUAGCAUGGCAAUUGCAACUCACUAGAAAAGAUAUUCGACGUUCUGAAACUUAUUUCAGGUUACAUAAUUUUUUAAUCGCUGAAACAAAUAGCGGAAGUAUCAGCCGACAGGAAGUUGUCAGUAUGAUACCGCCAUUAGUACUUGAUGUUAAACCUUGGCAUAAGGUUUUAGAUAUGUGUGCAGCUCCAGGUUCAAAAACAGCACAAUUGAUAGAAAUGAUUCACGCUGAGGAAAAAGAAACACUUCCUGAGGGCUUUGUUAUAGCUAACGAUUUAGAUAACAAUAGAUGUUACAUGUUAGUUCAUCAAGCAAAACGAUUAAGUAGUCCAAAUAUUCUUAUCACCAAUCACGAUUCGUCAGUGAUGCCAAAUUUUACAAUUACCAAUCCUGAUGGAUCAAAGGGAAUAUUGAAAUUUGACAGAAUUUUGGCCGACGUUCCUUGCAGUGGUGAUGGAACAAUGAGAAAAAAUCCUGAUAUCUGGUGCAAGUGGAGUCCGGCAAAUGGAAACAAUCUUCAUGGAAUACAGUAUAGAAUAGCGAGGAGGGGAUUAGAAAUGUUGACAGUUGGAGGAAGAAUGGUGUAUUCAACAUGUUCCUUAAAUCCAUUAGAAAACGAAGCUGUACUUCAUAGGCUUUUAACUGAAACAAACGAUUCUGUUCAAUUAAUUGAUUGUCGAGAUCUUGUUCCUGGAUUAAAAUGCAAUCCUGGUGUUACGAAUUGGCAGCCAGCUUCGAAAAAUUUACAAUAUUACAAAACUUGGGAAGAAGUUCCUGAGCAUUGGCAAACGCAAAUUCGACCAAAAAUGUUCGCCCCAAAUCCUGAGGAUGUUGACAAAUUUCAUUUGGAGCGAUGUAUGAGGAUAUUGCCACACCAUCAGGACACGGGCGGUUUUUUUGUCGCUGUUUUAGAAAAAGUGAAACCACUGCCUUGGGAAAAUAAUGAAGAAACAUUGAACGAAACAGUAGAGACUUCGGAAAUUCAGGAAAGCAAAAGUAGCGAAGUGACAACUGUGGAAAUAACUGAAGAGAGAAAAGAGGGUGAUAGAAAGAGAGCUGCCUUAAACGAUGACAAGAAACCUUGGGGUCCACAGAGGAAGAAGAAAAGACUCACUGGCUAUCGAGAAGAUCCAUUUGUAUUUUUCAAGGACAACAACGAAGAUGUUUGGUCUUCAAUAAAAGAAUUUUAUAACAUUUCCGAUGAUUUAGAUCCAAAAUGUUUGCUCGUGAGAUGUAAUGAGGGUAAAAAGAAGAAUAUUUACUUUACAUCAGCGGCAAUUCGUGAUAUUGUUCUUUCAAAUGAAAAUAAAGUGAAAAUGAUUAACACGGGUGUAAAAACAUUUGUUCGUUGUGAUAAUAAAAAUAUGAAAUGUGCUUUUCGUCUAGCCCAAGAGGGAAUGCCAAGUAUUUUUCAUUUUGUUGGCGAUUUAAGAAAAAUACAAAUUUUAAAGGAAGAUCUUAUUAUGUUAUUGCAAAAUGAUGAUCAUCAUACACCGCCAGAAAUUGUUAAACUCAGUCAAAAAACUCAGGAACUCGUCAAGGAUUUUGCAACAGGAAGUUGUAUAUUAUUGUAUAGAGAAGAAGAAUCAGAAAAUCCGUAUCCUUUGAGAUUAGAAAUGGUUGGAUGGAGAGGAACAAUGUCAUUGAGAGCUUAUGUUCCAAUUCACGAUGCUAUUCAUUAUUUACGACUUUUAGGAGCCGAUUGUUCUAAAUUUGAGAAAAACAAAUUUGAAGCCAAUAGGCUGCAGGCAUCAAAAGUGGACGCCGAAGAUGAUGAUAAUAAUGGAAAUGCAGUUAAAGUGGACAAAGUCGAAAAUGGAUCGACAAAAUCAGAUGACGAGAAUAAAGAUUCAGAAGAAAAUAAUGUAACUAAAUAAUAUUUACGUUAAAGAAACUGCGUUUCCUUGGAGAAUUUCAGGUACUAUCUUUUUUUUUAAAUCACUGUUUCAAUUUGUUUUUAAAAAUAAAUAGUAAUAAACAAGAAAAAAUGAAAUAA